Messenger RNA from Parnassius apollo (apollo), 1695 nucleotides. Lineage: Eukaryota; Metazoa; Arthropoda; Insecta; Lepidoptera; Papilionidae. The record is from the annotation of a GenBank genome assembly.
AUGCCGGGUCAGAAGUGGGUAAGAAACUUCUUGAAACGCCACAAAAAUGUCCUGACGGUGCGUUCUACAAAUAAUAUUAAAGAAUCCCGAGCCAGUAAGAGUGUAAAGGACUACAAUACAUAUUUUGAAAAUUUGAAGAUUUCAUUGCAUAAUGUCAAACCAGAUCAUAUAGUGAACUAUGAUGAGACCAACUUUUCCGAUAACCCAGGAUCUCAAAAAUGCAUAUUUAAAGCAGGUACUAAAUACCCAAACAAAACACUAAACAAUACCAAGACGGCGAUAUCUGUUAUGUUCUCAGCUACGGCAAGUGGAGAAAUUUUCCCACCAUAUGUCGUAUACAAAGCAGACAAUUUGUGGACAAAUUGGUGUGCAAACGGGCCUGAAGGAACCAGAUACAACAAAACCAAAUCUGGUUGGUUCGAUUCGUAUACAUUUGAAGACUGGUUUAAUACCAUAAUUAUCCCAUGGGCAGUGAAAACCACUGAUCCUAAGAUGCAACAAAAAUUACACCCCAUUAAUCCAGAAGCUAUAUUAAAGAAAUUGCCAGAUUAUCGUAGGCCACAAGCAAACAUUACUUACGAUGAGACUUUUGUCAAUUAUUUGAAAGGUUUAAGAAACCCGGCGAACCGGAAAAUAAGAAAUACAAAUAAAAAAAUAUUUAUAGAGCCUGGAAAAUCAGUAACUGUUACCGAUCUCGUAAAUGAAAAAACUCAAAAACGAAAAGCACCAGCUACAACUCUUAGUAACGCAAAAAGACUCAAUCCUAAGGAGAAUAUCAUCCCCAAAGAAAUCCAAUUACAGGAAGACGUGAAAGAAACACAUUCAACUAUUGCAGAUUCUUUGAUUAUAUAUAAUCAAAGUGUGGGUUAUACUUUUGACAAUGUCUCAUUACACGUUAGACGAGAUUCGUCAUCCGAUGCUGACAAUAACCAACUUAUGACUAAUUUGAUAGUAAAUGCUGAAAUACAUCAAAAACAUGCAGAUAUGGAAUUAUCUGACCAGAAAAAUACCAAAAGUAUUUACAACGUUCAACCAGGCGUUAUUGUGAAUGUUGAUAAAAAUUUAUUUUUAUCAAAUGACCGGACUUUAUUCAAAAAUAUUUCUAACUUUGGUGCAACUACAUCAAAUGAAACUAUGACGAAAAGCCGAAUUCUCUCCAAUGUAAUUAUAAAAUCCCCAGAUAGAAUCUCAUUUGAUGAUAGUGUUUCAGAUGACUAUACUAAGCAGGAAAAGGUGUUUCCAAAAAGUAGGAGCAAUCAAGGUUCGAGUUCAGAAAGCUCAGGAAUGUAUACUGUGCAUGAUUCGUCUUGUGAUGAACAUUUUCUUCCAUCUUUCAGUGACACGGAAACGUACAUAGACGAAAUGUAUGAAGAAUUGGAACAAAAUAAUGAUAAAGAAAAUGAUAUGUAUGAAAUAGGUAUUGAUAAAUAUGUUCUUGUUAAAUUUUCAACAUCAAAGUUGGCUAAAUACUAUAUUGGUCUAGUAAUCAAGUACAACGAUUUGGAGCGCGUAUAUACUAUAAAAUACUUAAGAAAAAAUUCAAAAGGUACAUUUUACUGGCAACUAGUAGAUGAUGUCUCAGAAAUAACUUUACUUGAUGUAGAAAAAACGUUGCCAAAUCCACAAGUUGGACGUAGAGGGACAUUAAAGUUUGAUUUAGAUAAUUUAGGUGUUCCUUUGUCAAACAUUUAUUGA